AUGUCUCUCGUAACCGGCGAGAAGUCGAACUUCCAGUUCAUCAUUCGAUUGCUCAACACCAAUGUUGACGGAAAGCAGAAGGUCAUGUACGCCUUGACCAAAAUAAAGGGUGUUGGUCGGAGAUACAGCAACUUGGUCUGCAAGAAGGCCGAUGUGGAUCUUUCCAAGAGGGCUGGUGAUCUUACCAGCGAAGAGUUGGAGCGCAUUGUCACAAUCAUCCAGAACCCAACCCAGUACAAGAUCCCCGAGUGGUUCCUGAACAGACAGCGCGACAUUGUCGACGGCAAGAACAGCCAGAUCCUUGCCAAUGGUGUGGACUCUAAGCUUCGUGAGGACUUGGAGCGUCUAAAGAAGAUCCGCGCUCACCGCGGCCUACGACACUACUGGGGCCUCCGCGUCCGUGGACAGCACACGAAGACGACUGGCCGUCGCGGUCGGACCGUGGGUGUGUCCAAGAAGAAGGGUUAG
Molecule: messenger RNA, 468 nt
Organism: Mytilinidion resinicola
Lineage: Eukaryota; Fungi; Ascomycota; Dothideomycetes; Mytilinidiales; Mytilinidiaceae
Product: 40S ribosomal protein S18
Exons: 7
Coding region: 1-468 (155 amino acids)
Biological process (GO): translation
Cellular component (GO): small ribosomal subunit; ribosome; cytosol
Molecular function (GO): RNA binding; structural constituent of ribosome
Source: RefSeq, a predicted model, not a curated record